This is a messenger RNA of Elaeis guineensis (African oil palm), 1335 nucleotides long. RefSeq names its product probable carbohydrate esterase At4g34215. Lineage: Eukaryota; Viridiplantae; Streptophyta; Magnoliopsida; Arecales; Arecaceae. The record is from RefSeq and is a predicted model, not a curated record.
GUAAAAAAAUCCCUAAAUUCUCUAUUUUCCUUCUAAGACAAGGAAAGGUUACGUGCCACCAAAUGCUUCCACAGAAGUUCAGCUUUAUUUCAACGAAGAUUUCCAUGCGGAGCGGAUCUUUUGCCAUCCAUUCUACCAUCACAACUCAAUCUUGUCCGUCAUUUGGAUCCCAACCGGUAGUCCUGCGUCGUAUAGAAAUCUCUAUACAUCUCUAAGCACAAACAUUUCCACUUUUCCGACCACCUAAUCGCAGAGGAAGCCCAAAAAGAAACAGCCCACCGGUCGAAACUGAGGGGAAUCAAGACGAAGACCCGAUCGAUCGAAACUGAGGGGAAUCCCGAUCGAUCGAGACCGAGAUCGAGAUCCAGAAUGGCGGAGUUUACGACGGUGGCGGAGAGGAAGAAGCAGAUCUUUAUCCUUUCUGGGCAGAGCAACAUGUCCGGCCGGGGCGGCGUGAAGGGCCGCCAUUGGGACGGCGUCGUCCCGCCCGAGUGCCGCCCAAACCCAUCCAUCCUCCGCUUCUCAGCCGGAUCUCGAUGGGAGGAGGCCCGCGAGCCCCUGCACGCCGACAUCGACACCUCCAAGACGUGCGGCGUCGGCCCCGGCAUGGCCUUCGCCAACGCCGUCGUCCCCUCCGCCACCGCCGUUGAGGGGGCGGAGAUGGUCGUUAUAGGGCUGGUGCCGUGCGCCGUGGGUGGCACGGCGAUAAGGGAGUGGGAGAAGGGAUCGAGGCUGUACGACGAGAUGGUAAGGAGGGCGAAGGAGGCGGUGGAGAGCGGCGGCGGAGGGGAGAUCAAGGCGGUGCUGUGGUACCAGGGGGAGAGCGACACCCCCUCGGAGCACUUGGCCAAGGCCUACAAAGCUAAUAUGGAGAAGCUGAUCCAGGACGUCCGAUGCGAUCUCCAGCUUCCAUCGCUGCCGUUCAUCCAGGUUGCUAUUGCAUCAGGAGAUAAGCAUCACAUUGAGAAGGUGAGAGAGGCUCAAUUGGGAAUUGACAUGCCCAAUGUUGUUUGUGUGGAUGCUAAAGGUCUACCCCUAAAUGAAGACCACUUGCACCUGUCCACCGAAGCACAGGUCUUGCUCGGCAAUAUGCUGGCACAAGCAUAUGUGGAGCACUUUCUGACACCUUAUAAUUAGAUGAGAUACCAUCUCCACAUAAAACGCACACCAUUAGUUCUUGGUUGUUGGUUGUUAAUAUUUCAUUUGUUCGAAUCUUUUACCAUACUUAUCGGAUCCAGUGCCCAUAACUCGAAGCUGAUUCUAUUCAUAUCCAAUAGUUUUCAUUGUUAUGUUGAUUCAUUAUAAUUAAUAAACCACAUGAAGAAUUUGUGUUUA